AUGCCGGUUCCUUCUAAGCUGGCCUCAAACCCCCUGUUUGAGAUGUUCUAUAAGCCGCCCCUCACCUGGGCGGAUCAUGUCACGAAUUACAUCGACGGACUUUUACCUCAAGUGGAUAUUGUUGAUGAUACGACUGAUUCCUCGUCGGACGAGUACAGUCCAUCCGACUCUCUGUUUGUUGAGCUAGAUACAGCUGUCGAAGAUAUCUCUGUGACGCCUGGCGUUCAGCAGUUGACUCGAGAGGAGUUCAUUGAAAGGUUCCAUUUCACUCAGAAAUACUGGCCUAUUGAAGAAGUUUCAACGGAAGGUGAUAGUGAUAUCGAUGCUCCUUCUGUUCCUGAAUCAAGUGGUCGAGUAGCAGGGGAGAGUCCACAUCAAUUCGAGAGCCCGUUUCACGCCGAGGUCUCGCGUCAAUUAAAAACACCACCUCAAGUUGUGGAUUCCCAAGCCACCCAUCAAGACACCAAGUUUGUCAGUUCCCCGUACAUCACCAAUCCCCCCUCCCAAAAAAAGACUCCCUCCAAGGGAUCCCGCCGAGCUGGUACGCACAGAAGGCACCGAAAAAAAGUCCCGAAAAAAGCGAAAGCAAAAGGGAAACAGAAAGACCAGCCCGCUGAGGCUGCGAGCACCUUUACCGGCGCUGCAACCCUCGACACCAUUGAUCCUAUGACCAUCGCUGCCCCCGUUGCCUGUCGCAGCUCUGCCGAGGCUGCUACCCUCAUGAGCAUCGUCGAUCCUGUGAACAUCUCUACCCGCGCUUCAUCCCCUAUUGACUCCAGUGAACCUGUCAUCAUUGCUACCCCGAUCAACCUCCCGCCCUCACCUUUCCCCUCUUGGCGAUCUUCCCCUUCCCCACCCUGGGAGAAAGUUAUCAGUCAUCAUAAGUACCAUUUCAAAGAGAGAAUGGAGUACAGAGAGAAGCAGACAACUGCUUCAGAACGUCCCCUCAGUGCCCCAUCUUCGGCCACUCACGGCGAGGAGAUGAGCACCAUGACCUUUUCUGCUCUUCCAAGUGAGGAGAUCAAUACCAUGCCCUCUCCCGUUCUUCCAAGUGUGGAGAUGAACACUACACCUUCUCCAGUUAUUCCAAGUGAGGAGAUCAACAUCACACCUUCUCCCAGUUGCCUAAGUAUGGAGGUGGCUUCUGUUUGCUCCGAAGUCUCGACUGAAGUCAUGGAGGCGAUCUCAACCACCGAUACUCAUCGUGAUACCAGCGAAGAGAGUGUCGAGAGAACACCUGUUGCACCUGCACCCAUUCUGCUUUUCUCCAAGGAGGACACCGAGUCUUCCACCGUUCCGGAAGCAGCCUCAAUGACCGAGAACCAUCCUGAUACUAGUCCAGAGAGUGUCGAGGGAACUCUUGUUCUACCUGCCCCCGCUGUCACCGUCUCAAAGGAGGAACCCGAGUCUGCCGUCGUUGACACGGAAGCACCUUCAAAGACCGAGAUUCGCUAUGCUCUUACCCCCGCCGUGCUCACCUCGACCCCGAACACUGGUUCUUCCAUCUUUGAUACGGUGAUAACUCCAGAAACAAAAUCCCUUGAUGCCUUUGCACCCACUGUUCCCACUUUGGGCCCGGAGCAUACCCCCCCUUUCAUCGUCGAUUCGAACGAAUAUUACAAGAAAAUCCGUGAGCGUCAGCCCGAUAUGGACAAAGUGCAAGCUUUCGAGGAAGGGAUGCGAUAUGCACAUGAACUGCGCGAGGACGAGGAGAGGCGUGCAGCAGCUGAAUGGAACCAGAGACAGAGUCAUUACGCACAGCAAAACCAAACCACAUACUAUCACACAAAUGGCAUGCCGAUGAUCGCAAGCGCAGCUGCUUUCCCCUGGUACCAGCCUGAGGGUUCCAAUACUCUCGCAUCGGUUCCUUACCCAUACCUCGUUCAGCAUACUCCCCAGGGCAUGUACCCACUGUCUUGGCAGCGUAUGAACUCGCAUUACUGGAACUUUGAUGAAGCCUGUGCGCACCAAGAAAAUCCGUACCAGUAUGCUGCCCUUGUUUUACGCUGGAGCAGCAGAAUGAGCCGCCACCUCCUGGAUGCCACCACUCUGAAAUUCCCAGGGCACGUUGGAGCCACGAUUUCAGCCAUUCCAAUUACGCGAGAAGCAUCAUUGAGGGUGGUGCUGUGGGGGAAGAUUACCAUGACAAUCAAGCAAGCUACGCUGCCCCAAUCGGUCCUGCUGGAGCUCUCAUUGAAGGUGAUGCCAGAGGUUUCAUUCAACCUGCUUCUCGUUUCGUUCAAUCUGGUUCUGCCCAAUACAGUCCUGCUGGGGUUCUCAUGCAAGGUGGUGCCAGAGGUUUCUUCCAACCUGCUUCUGGUCUUGUUCAAUCCGGUUCUACUCAAUACAGUCCUGCUGGAGCUCUCAUUGACGGCGGCGCCGGAGGUUUCAUUCAACCAGCUUCUGGUUUUGCUCCAUACGGUCCUACUCGAAGCGUCUAUCCCUCGAAUAUGGGUGGAUACCACCAAGAUGGCUCUGGAGGUUAUGCUCCUACUGGUCAGGCUGCUCAUGUCCAUCACAAUCAUCACGGGGAUACGGAUGGAUAUAAUCAGGGCUCUGGACCGCAGCGCCGAUCCCGGGUCUCUGGGAAUCAGCACUGGUAUCGUUCUUCUGGAGGAAGUCAUCGGCACUCGACUUCCUCUGAUAGUUACAGGCACAAUCGAGCCGGAUCUGGACCUGGGCCUUCUGUAG
Molecule: messenger RNA, 2691 nt
Organism: Penicillium cinerascens
Lineage: Eukaryota; Fungi; Ascomycota; Eurotiomycetes; Eurotiales; Aspergillaceae
Exons: 2
Coding region: 1-2691 (896 amino acids)
Source: RefSeq, a predicted model, not a curated record